Messenger RNA from Daldinia caldariorum, 2720 nucleotides. RefSeq lists its product as uncharacterized. NCBI's taxonomy places the organism in Eukaryota, Fungi, Ascomycota, Sordariomycetes, Xylariales, Hypoxylaceae. The transcript is spliced from 5 exons. Bases 1 to 2691 code for a protein of 896 amino acids. The record is from RefSeq and is a predicted model, not a curated record.
AUGAAUAACCCAAUCAUUUUAAACGAGUAUGCGUCUCUUGUGUUGUUUGCGAACAACCCUUCGGCCCAUCACCAUGACAUUGAGGACUGCGACUCAUCCAAGCAGGCUAUCAUCCAAGCUCUUGCAGCUAAGCUUGACCUUCAAUAUUCCUAUGAUGAUCCUCUUCGGAAAGUUCGUCUUCAAAAGAAGAGUUUCGGGAAAAGCCUCGAACAAUAUUCUCAGCAGCCGGAGACGACAGUUCAACACUCCGUAGCACCAUUUACCCAUCAUAUCCCUCCAUCUUCGCCCCAUUGGAAUCCUAAAAGCGUCUCGGAGAGACGACCUGGAGACUUUCCUAACUCAUGGUCUCCUUUCCCACAUACUGAUGCAGUCAUAGAUAUGGAUACAUCAUCCGGAUAUACUAGCUCGUUGAGAGACGCAAGGAAUAAUAACCCUUUGGCAAGCCCGCAAUUUUUUGACCUUUCAGAGGAUGAGCAAGACCCAAGCCGAACAGCUUCACGGCCAGCACUCAUUUCAGUGAGACGUGGCUCCUGGCUUGGGUUGUCUCGCACGCUAAAGGAAGUUGGGGCUUGUUGGAGGUGUAAAUUUCUUCGUAAGAAGUGCGAUCCCGACCAACCGUGCAAAGCUUGCCCCAAGUCUGGAACCAAUAACUCACGAUGGCAGGCAGUAGGCUGUAAGCGUGGUACUUUGCUCGAUCAUAUGCCGCGUAUCUCUCUAUGUCCAAAGUCCAACGUGCAUGGUGUGAUCGACGCGAAUUCCACCCUUAACCCGAUGAAAGGAAAACCAGAUAUUCUGGAAGAUAUUGGUGUCGGAUCGUGUCUUCAGGACGCCUCCGAUCGUCUUGACCAUGCAUUCGUCCCUGAGAGCGACACGUACAUAAAAGUCGUGCUUGAGAUUUUAUGUUCGCCGAUGACUAUCACCACAAACACGUCCCUGUCGCUUAGGCAUGAUGUCGAAGCAAACGCGAUUCACAUUGCUUGGGGUCUAAUCGAUGUCCCUUCAGUAAAAGAAAUCCUCCUGAUCAAAUCAGUGGAACACGUUCUUGAUGUCAUCAAAGCUGCUAUUACCUUUGAAACGGAGUAUGGCCAAUCACAAGCUGUGCCGUUGGCGAUAAAAUGCUUUAGGAAUUGUGUCGAUAUAUUACGACUUCAGGAUGGCGGUCAUUUGACAUAUGAACUACACGAUGAUUGUAUACCCGGGACGUGCUGUGUCCGACCAUUCCAGGAGCUGAGCUCUAACAUACAGGCCUUUGCAGAAGAGCUGUCGAAAGUCAUAUUUAGAAAAGAGAACCGCCUUCAUGAGAAGAGAUGGUGGCUAUCGGCUUUUUAUAGUCUCUGGAUUCAAUCCUAUGUUCGCCGAACCAUCAGAUUUCUCGAAACCCAGCCAGAGCUUCAAGUUACAUCAGAGACAAAGAAAACUUACUCGGCUUAUCUCUUCAUUGCGCUGGAACUCUUCGAUGCAACGUCGGCUUCGUUCGAUCCUCUGAUGUCCACCUGGUCGCUCGAGGAGGAGCCUCCCAAUAUGGACUUAAGGCUUAUCAAAUACUAUCGGCUCGCGCAGAAAGCUCUUAGUGAGCAGUGGACAUAUCAUACCAGUGGUUCUAUCGAAUAUCUAAGGCGCCUUUACCAUGAUGGAGAUAUAACUUCGAUCGCACAGCCCACGGGGGAGACAGUCCUAUCGCCUUCGUCAUUUCUAGGGAACGAUGACUCUGAAUGCAAUGAAUCAUUUAAUGCGAAAUUCCCCACCUUUCAACCGCAUAAUCUAGCGCAACAUCAAAGUCGAUUUUCAGUAUCACUGAGGACCCGAUCUAGCGCGAAGCGGCGGGCAGGAUCCCCCUUACAAGAUACAAACUUCAUCGGGCGAAAUGGGAGUUCUUCUAGCAUGUUGGACAACCGUGACAUACGAGGUCGAGGUUUCUCGAUAGCUAGUCCAGGCUCUCCAAUGUCUUCUGCCUAUUCAUUCGCCUAUGGCACUAGUCACUCAACUAGAUGGAACGGAAGUGGUGAUAGCUUGGCAGAGAUGGCGAAAAUCUACGGAACCAGCCCGCCUGAUUAUUUGAGCCCAUCCAGGAGCCAUCGACCUUCAUUGCACCAUAAAAGCAGUAACGAGAGCUUCUUGGAAAUACCAAGAACAUUAAAUAAGCGAAGACCAAUGAACAUCCCUGCAUCUCCCAAAGACAGCCCUCAGGGUUUCUUCCUCUGCGAGUGUUGCCCAAAGAAGCCCAAGAGGUUCGACACCAUGGAAGAACUAAGUGCUCACCAAGCAGAGAAACGGUAUCAGUGCAAUUUCUGCGGUGCUCGUUUUAAAACGAAGAACGAAACAGAGAGGCAUGAGAGUAGCCUCCACGUUCGACGACAUGCUUGGUCCUGUUCAAAUAUGUUGAGCAUUGGCUAUAUGAAUGCCUUCCAGGAGAGUGCCAACCUGCCAGGAAUAUCUGAUACGUGCGGUUAUUGCGGAGAAGAGUUUCCUCGGAACGGGGAAGGUGUGCCAAUGUAUGCUAACGAGCAAGACUGGGAAGAGCGCUUCGCUCACGUGAAAGAGGUUCACAGAUUUGGGGAAUGCAACUCAGCAAAGCAGUUUUAUCGAGCGGAUCACUUCCGCCAGCAUCUCAAACACUCGCAUGCUGCUACUCUGGGUCGGUGGACGGGUGUAGUCGAGAGUAGAUGCAUGAUUGAGAUCUCCGAGCCGUGAGGUUGGAAGAACGGCUUCCGAUUGGCUCU